Etheostoma spectabile (orangethroat darter) is the source of this 1976-nucleotide messenger RNA. It is a transcript of the gene hexb, whose product is annotated as hexosaminidase B (beta polypeptide). The coding region runs from base 62 to 1717 and encodes 551 amino acids. Gene Ontology annotation, molecular function: beta-N-acetylhexosaminidase activity. NCBI's taxonomy places the organism in Eukaryota, Metazoa, Chordata, Actinopteri, Perciformes, Percidae. Gene Ontology annotation, biological process: glycosaminoglycan metabolic process; ganglioside catabolic process; carbohydrate metabolic process. Gene Ontology annotation, cellular component: lysosome; membrane. The record is from RefSeq and is a predicted model, not a curated record. The transcript is spliced from 14 exons.
UCCACAUUAUGCUGCUGCCUGGUCGGUCGCCAGUCUUGUGACUCGACCGUCUAAUUCCAACAUGAUCACUACACUGAAGUUCACGCUACUGUUGCUGGCUCUUGCCUUUUCCCAGGGGCUGAAGGACAACUACAUCGAUGAACUGGACGAAGAUGCCGAGACUUUGCGCGCUGCUCAGGCGUCACCAUACGGCUCUCUGUGGCCACUGCCGCAGAAAGGGAAAAUCCUAGACAUCUCAUUCAAGUUAACCAGCUUUAACAUAGUUGACGCCAAAGAGUCAUCCGCCGGGCCGAGCUGCAGCCUCCUGCAGGAUGCUUACAGGAGGUAUUAUGAAUACAUGUUUGGCAGCGUUAAAAAGCCGGGGCCGAGAAAAAGCAGACAAACAGUCCCCUCUGAGCUGACAGAGCUACAGGUGUGGAUCACAUCACCUGACUCUGAAUGUGACAGUUACCCCAGUGUGACUUCUGACGAGUCAUAUGAACUGUCAGUGGAUCUGCCGUAUGCUGUCCUGAAAGCUCCGAAGGUCUGGGGAGCCCUGCAUGGUCUGGAAACUUUCAGCCAGUUGGUGUAUGAAGAUAAAUAUGGAGCGAAAAGCAUCAAUUCAACUACAAUCAGUGACUUCCCUAGGUUUGCACAUAGAGGCAUCUUACUGGACAGCUCUCGGCAUUUCCUGCCCCUUAAAGUGAUCUUGGCUAAUCUGGAAACGAUGGCGAUGAACAAAUUCAAUGUGUUCCACUGGCACAUCGUGGAUGAUCAGUCCUUCCCCUACCUGAGCCGAACGUUCCCAAAUCUGAGCCAGCAGGGAGCUUACCACCCAUACACACACGUGUAUACGCCCGCUGACGUGAAGAUGGUGAUCGAGUUUGGCCGUCUGCGAGGCAUUCGUGUUAUCCCCGAGUUUGACACUCCAGGACACACACAGUCUUGGGGGAAAGGCCAGAAAGAUCUGCUCACGCCCUGUUACUCUGGCUCCAAACCCUCUGGCUCCUUUGGACCAGUGAACCCCAUCCUGAACACCACGUAUGACUUUAUGAGCCAGUUCUUCAAGGAGAUCAGUACAGUGUUCCCUGACGCCUACGUCCACCUGGGAGGUGAUGAGGUGGACUUCACCUGCUGGAAGUCCAACCCGGACAUUAAGAAGUUCAUGGAUAAGCAAGGCUACGGAGAAGACUACAAGAAACUGGAAUCAUUCUAUAUCCAAAAACUCUUGGAUAUCGUCACCACUACCCAGAAGGGCUACAUGAUCUGGCAGGAGGUCUUUGAUAAUGGGGUUAAGCUGAAACCAGACACAAUUAUCCACGUUUGGAAAGGAAACCAGGAGCAAUACCAGAGUGAGAUGGCAAAUGUUACAUCAGCAGGGUACCAGACCCUGCUGUCCACUCCCUGGUACCUAAACCGUAUCUCCUACGGCCAGGACUGGCAAGUCCAUUACAAGGCCGACCCACAGGAUUUCAAUGGAACUGAAGAACAAAAGAAGCUCGUGAUUGGUGGAGAAGCCUGUUUGUGGGGGGAGUAUGUGGAUGCAACCAACCUGACACCCAGACUCUGGCCCCGUGCCAGCGCUGUGGCAGAGCGACUGUGGAGUGCCAAACAUGUGACGGACAUUAAUGAUGCUUUUGACAGACUGUCUGUGCACCGUUGUCGCAUGGUGGAGCGUGGGAUCCCAGCUGAGCCGCUGUUUUCCAGCUACUGUCGCCGUGAGUACAAAGGUAUCUGAAAACAACUGGAACGGGAAUCGAAAAGGGAAGCAAAUCCACAUGCAAUCUUGCUUGUAACUGAGAAAUCAAAUGCUAAAUUGCCUUUGUAGAGAUGUCACUGUACUGAUGUUCUGAGACACAUCUUUUUUGUUUUUUAAAUCAGCUCUACAGAACUCUUGAUCACAUCUAAUGUCAUAAACCAAUCUUGACUUUAUAAAUGCACUCGUUUUUUUAUGAAUGUUUGUACAAUUGACUGUGAAUAAAAUGUUAUUAAAAGUU